Messenger RNA from Kluyveromyces marxianus DMKU3-1042, 1053 nucleotides. It is a transcript of the gene TAF11, whose product is annotated as TATA-binding protein-associated factor TAF11. The transcript has a single exon. Gene Ontology annotation, molecular function: transcription coactivator activity; protein heterodimerization activity. Lineage: Eukaryota; Fungi; Ascomycota; Saccharomycetes; Saccharomycetales; Saccharomycetaceae. Bases 1 to 1053 code for a protein of 350 amino acids. Gene Ontology annotation, cellular component: nucleus; transcription factor TFIID complex. The record is from RefSeq and is a predicted model, not a curated record. Gene Ontology annotation, biological process: RNA polymerase II preinitiation complex assembly; transcription initiation at RNA polymerase II promoter.
AUGUCUGAAACAGAUGGCCCGUUGUAUAAACUCCCGCUAGACACUUAUCAGCCACAUGUGACAUACACUAGUUACAUUUCUACUAAACAGAUGAUUGACCAAGUGCUCAAUGAGGACCAGGAAUACCUUGCUUGGAAGAUCAAAAGCAAGAGACUACCGGGAAAUAUGAAAGAGUAUAUGGAUGAAUUCAAAAAGGAACUAGAAAACUUUGAGAACAUGGAAUGGCAUAGGAAAUCCCAGUCAGUUCCCCCUUCUAAAUCUACAUCGAAUAAAGUAACUAAGAAGCAAUCAUGGGAUAUGAAUAGAGUCCCAUCGAAUGUCGUGUUCGCAAGAGACAUAUACGAAAACAAGAUCAAUAGCCUACCGAGACCUAGAGAGUUGGAUGAAACUGAGCUUAAAAAGCUAUUUAUGUCACAUCUUGAUGACGAACAGAUGAACAGAUAUGAAGUUUUCAAGAGAACGUCGUUAGCAAAGAAUCAGAUCAAAAAAAUAUCAAGCGUGGUAACGAAUCAAACAGUUGCAAAUAAUAUUAAUUUACUACUUGGUGGUGUGGGAAAAAUAUUUGUUGGAGAGAUCGUAGAAAAAGCCCUUGAUGUGAAAGAGAAGUGGUUAUUAGGAUUAGCCGUCAAUAAAUUUCAUGAAAGGAAAAGAAUUGGUUCCAGUUUAAAAAAACAUUUAAAGAAGCUAACAUGUCUUGUGGAAAGAUCCGAUUCUGAAGAUGCAUUUCCUGAUAUGAAUGAUAGCGUUGAUGAAUCAGAGCCUGAGGAUAUUGACACAGAUGAUGAAUCAGAAGUAAAGUUUUUAAAAACCAGUAAUGACCUUAUUCAAUCACAAGAAAACGUCGAGUCUGUACGAAAGGGUUUAAUAAAACAGUUUAACACUUUAGUCACAAAGUUCAAUGAACUAGAUGUUUCGGUGGAAAAAUAUAAUAGUAGCCCUUUGCUACCAGAGCAUGUACACGAGGCUUGGAGGCUAUACAGAUUAGAGAAUGAUACCCUUCCCAAUGGUCAAUAUCGUACACAAGGCGAGGGUAAUGGCAUGAUGUUUCGUUAG